AUGCUAAGAGCCCAAAUUCUCCAAAAAACAGAGGCCGGACUAGCCACAAAGAAAUAUAUUGAUAAAGGUGAAUUAGUUCCUGAUGAUAUCAUGGUGAAUCUAAUCUUAAAUGAAAUACAUUCCUUGGGACAUGUUAGUUGGCUCCUUGAUGGAUUUCCCAGAACUGUCCCUCAAGCCAUAUCUUUUCACAAAGUAGAACCAGUGAACAUUGUGAUCAAUCUGAACAUCCCUUUUGAUGUUAUUAUUGACCGAAUCAAAGGAAGAUGGCUUCAUCUACCCAGUGGUAGAGUUUAUCACACUGAGUUUAAUCCUCCCAAAACUCCUGGAAUUGAUGACGUCACUGGAGAACCUUUAAUCCAAAGAGAUGAUGACAAACCAGAAACAGUAAGACAACGUUUGGAAACAUACAAAAGACAAACAGAACCAGUUCUUGAGUAUUAUAAGAACUCAGGUUUACUCAGAGAAUUUAAGGGUAAAUACACAAAUGAAAUUUGGCCAAAGGUCAGAGAACUUUUGUCAACACAAAUGACACCAAUUGCUUCUGUUGACUACAAAUAA
This is a messenger RNA of Acanthosepion pharaonis, 558 nucleotides long. The record is from the annotation of a GenBank genome assembly. Lineage: Eukaryota; Metazoa; Mollusca; Cephalopoda; Sepiida; Sepiidae.